This is a messenger RNA of Camelina sativa (false flax), 1008 nucleotides long. Lineage: Eukaryota; Viridiplantae; Streptophyta; Magnoliopsida; Brassicales; Brassicaceae. The record is from RefSeq and is a predicted model, not a curated record.
CCCACUUUCUCUCACAAACCCAUAAAACUCACAUCACCAUGGCUUUUUCUACUAUCGCAUGUCUCUUCUUCUUCUGCUUAACACUUGUUCUUUUCUCCACCCAAAUCAACGCAAGAGACAGCUACUCCUUUGGUAAGUUUCAAAGAGAAAACCCCACAGACCAAAACCCUAACAGUCUUGUCCCUAACCAAACCAACGAGAAGAAAGAGCAAGAUGACCAGAACCCUGCCUUUAUCCCCCAGUCCGAAAACGGGUACGGCUUGUACGGUCACGAGACAACCUACAACAACAAUGAAGAGACGUUGAACAAUAACAAGAACGAGGAGACCGUUAACUACGACGACUCUUUCUCCACCCCAAGCCUAAGCGAAACGGAUCAAACCCAAGAAUCUUACAAGAACUACAGAGAUAGCUAUCCUAAGCCGACCGAGAUUUACGACAACAACAGGGACACGGACACGGUCUACUACGGGAACCCCGAUACUUACGGGACGGAUAAGAGAGAGAAAGAGGCGUACAAGGGUUACAGCAACAAGGACACGAGCUACUACGGAAACCCCAAUAGUUACGGGACGGAGAAGAGAGAGAAGGAGGCGUACAAGGGUUACAGCAACAACGUAGAGAGACAAGGGAUGAGCGAUACGAGGUAUAUGGCAAAUGGUAAAUACUACUACGACCUUGACGACGACAGAAACCACGGAAGCUUCUACCAGAAUCACUAUUACAACUACAAGCCCACCGGUUACAAUGAGAAGAAAUCCAACUUCAAGAAUCCAUACGAUUCGAACCAACAGCCCGAGAUGUUCGGUGAAGAGCAAGGAGAUCAGUUCACUCCAUAAGCAUGCCCACAUGAAACAAUAUAAUAAAUAUUUGCUUUUAUUUGUUCGAGUGUUUCUUUUUUUUGUCAAACUAAAAGUUAUAAUAUGGUUUAUUCAUCAAAAAUAUAAUUGUCUGCAUAUAAAUUUUGGAAAGAAUAAAUAUAGUAUAUGGUGAUGCUUGUUAUGCUAA